This is a messenger RNA of Phragmites australis (common reed), 2372 nucleotides long. RefSeq names its product ultraviolet-B receptor UVR8-like. The transcript is spliced from 7 exons. The record is from RefSeq and is a predicted model, not a curated record. The coding region runs from base 405 to 2009 and encodes 534 amino acids. Lineage: Eukaryota; Viridiplantae; Streptophyta; Magnoliopsida; Poales; Poaceae.
AUACCCGCAGUUAGCCAUCGGAACAGCAACCUCUCCCCUCUCAUCCUUCCUACGUCACUAUUGGCUUGGGAGAGUCGUGCCGUGCCAGUCGCCGCCGCUUCCCUCCCUGGUUCUUGGUCAGAUUCGCCCGUCUCCGGCACCCGAAAUUCCCAAUUGGUUCGUCGAUUGACCACCGAUCGUGCCUCUCCUUCCCUGGUGAAAGCUCAAUUCUUGCCCUGAUUCCUCCGCGGAUUGACCACGAAAUCUGGGGCGCUGGUGAACCGAGGAUAUUGUUGAUAAUUGCUGGACAGGAUGGAAAAGGAUGGUCCUGUGUCUUAAUGCACUAUGGCGUAGAGGCCUGAAGCCAGGAUCACCACAAAUUUGAGUUAAAAAGCAUAGGGCAGUGCAAGUUCAAGCCGUGGCAGAUGGAUGCCACCACCAGCAGUGGAGCUUCCUCAUCUCUUCCCCUUCAUCUCAUGGUAGACGAUACGCUUGCUCUUGUUACUCCAUUGCAGCAAUCAUUUCAGCGACCGCAGCGCCAUUGCUUUGGCGACUCUGCUCCUGGAGAAUUCCCAUUGGCUGCAAACCCAUCAAUUGUCCUCCAUGUCCUCACAUCAUGCAAUUUAGACCCAGAGGACCUCGCCCACUUGGAGGCAACAUGCACAUUUUUCAGGAAGCCUGCCAAUUUCCCUCCCGAUUUCCAAUUGUCCAUGUCGGAGCUCGCAGCGUUGGAUAUGUGUCAGAAAAGGGCUAUCUUUAAGCCUAUGACUGCACAUGAAAGAGAACUGUUUAAGCAACGCUGUGGUGGGAGCUGGAAACUAGUUCUUAGAUUUAUAAUGGCAGGUGAAGCAUGUUGUCGGAGAGAAAAAUCUCAGGCGAUUGCCGGACCUGGUCACAGCAUCGCUGUGACAACAAGUGGUGCUGUGUAUACUUUCGGGUCCAACAACUCUGGUCAACUUGGCCAUGGCAAUUUAGAAGAGGAGUGGAGACCACGUCUCAUCAGAUCAUUGCAGGGGAUUAGAAUUAUUCAAGCAGCAGCAGGAGCAGGGCGCACAAUGCUGGUCAGUGAUGCUGGUAAGGUGUAUGCAUUUGGAAAGGACUCCUUUGGAGAAAUUGAAUAUGGGGUUCAAGGUUCCAGGGUUGUGACUACGCCACAAAUGGUAGAAUCAUUGAAGGACAUAUACAUUGUCCAAGCAGCAAUCGGGAACUUCUUUACUGCAGUGCUGUCUCGGGAGGGAUGUGUUUAUUCAUUUUCAUGGGGGAAUGACAUGAGACUUGGUCAUCAGACAGAACCAAAUGAUGUGCAGCCACAUCUUCUCACAGGGGCUCUUGAGCAUAUACCAGUUGUGCAGAUUGCUGCAGGCUAUUGCUAUCUCCUUGCUUUGGCAUGCCAACCGACUGGCAUGUCUGUUUAUUCUGUUGGUUGUGGUUUAGGAGGGAAGCUCGGUCAUGGUUCACGAACUGAUGAGAAAUAUCCUAGGUUAAUUGAGCAGUUCAAAACUUUAAAUAUACAGCCAGUGGUAGUUGCUGCUGGGGCAUGGCAUGCUGCUGUUGUUGGCAAAGAUGGACGUGUCUGCACUUGGGGAUGGGGGCGUUAUGGCUGCUUGGGUCAUGCUAAUGAGGAAUGUGAAUCUGCUCCGAAGGUGGUUGAGGCUUUGAGUGGUGUAAAGGCUGUCCAUGUAGCAACUGGAGAUUACACAACAUUUGUGGUAUCAGAUAAAGGCGAUGUUUACUCGUUUGGAUGCGGUGAAUCAUCAAGUCUUGGCCACAGCACUAUAACUGAGGGUAACAACAGACAAUCAAACGUGCUUAGCCCUGAAUUGGUGACUUCUUUGAAGAGAGUUGAUGAAAAGAUGGUUCAGAUCAGCCUUACAAACUCCAUAUAUUGGAAUGCGCAUACAUUUGCUCUGACAGAUUCAGGGAAACUCUACGCAUUUGGUGCAGGGGACAAAGGGCAGCUAGGUACAGAACUUGUUGCGCAGCAAAGUGAAAGGGGGACCCCAGAACGGGUUGAAAUUGACCUCAAUUAGGUCAUAUUGUAGUUACCCUCUUCACUCCAAGUGCACACUCUUCUAACGUUCGUUGUCUAAUUCUUCACAUGACUUAGCUGGUGCCCUGCCUAAAUUCAGUGCCAUCCUGCACCCCAGGUCCCCAGCUGAUCCCUGUGAAAACAGUUACCAGCAAGGCACACAAACAGUCAGGUCUCAUUGCCAGUUCCAUGCAAACAUAAAUGGCUGGCCUGUGAUUGUUAAUUUAACAUGUUGUGAAUAUUUAAUCUUUCUUUCACCCUUAGCAUUGGCCAGUGCUGUAAAUCAAUGUACAUACUUCCAGUCUAGUUCCUUGACGUUCUUGUGAAAUUGCCAAGUGUGUAAAAGGUGUUACUGCCAGUUAAA